UUCAGAAUUCAGAUUUCAGUGAACGAGACUCGCUCGAGAAAUGAGAAUAUCGAAAAUCUCAAUAGGAUAAUUAUUGUUAUAAUUGUUUCGGCAUAAGUCUCUCAAUUAAGACUUUACUGUCAACAAUUUUCAAUAAAUUAGGAGUGUAACUUAAUGUGCGCUUUAUUAGCGCUGUUAUAAAAAAAUUGUUUCAGAUGGCUCUAUACUAUCGACGGCUGUUAAUAAGUGCCUUAUUGGUGCUUACUGUAGCGUCCGUAAAUGCUGAUAGUGAGGAUUCUGAUGAAGAAGUUACUAUAGAGACAGUGGAAGAUAAUUACCAGAGCCCAAAGAUAGACUCUAAGAGCAUAUACUUGUCAGAACAUUUUGAUGAUGUGACCGCAUUCAAGAAGAAAUGGAUCCAGUCAGAAGCCAAGAAGCAGGGUGUAGAUGAAAACAUUGCCAAGUAUGAUGGCAAAUGGGAGGUACAAUCACCCUCAAGACGCAUUUUGAAAAAUGAUCUUGGUUUAGUUCUAAUGACGGAAGCGAAGCAUGCAGCUAUAUCGGCAUUACUCGAUAGACCGUUUGAGUUCAAAGACAAACCUUUGAUAGUUCAGUAUGAAGUAACGAUGCAGGAGGGUCAGAACUGCGGCGGGGCGUACAUAAAGCUGCUCUCUCGUGGUAUGAACACCAAGGCGGACCUGCGACAGUUCCACGACCAGACGCCGUACACUAUCAUGUUCGGACCGGACAAGUGUGGCAACGACAAUAAACUGCACUUCAUCUUCAGACACGUGAACCCGAAAAACGGUACCAUCGAGGAGAAGCACAGCAAGAAGCCAACUCAACGUCUAGACGACAUCUACAAAGACAAGGAGCCACAUCUGUACACCUUGAUCGUCCGGCCCGACAACACAUUCACCAUCCUGGUCGACAACAAAGAGGCCAACGCUGGCUCUCUGCUGGAGGACUUCACUCCGCCCGUCAACCCGCCGGAGGAGAUCGAUGACCCUGAUGACAAGAAGCCCGAGGACUGGGAUGAGAGGGAGAAGAUCGUGGACCCGACGGCGACGAAGCCCGCCGACUGGGACGAGGACGCGCCGGCGCAGAUCGUGGACCCCAACGCCGUCAAGCCCGACAAUUGGCUCGAAGACGAACCAGAGAUGAUUCCCGACCCCGACGCCAAGAAGCCGUCGGACUGGGACGAGGAGAUGGACGGCGAGUGGGAGGCGCCGCUCGUGGACAACCCGGCGUGCGCCGCCGCGGCCGGCUGCGGGCCCUGGAGCGCGCCCAGCGUGCCCAACCCGCACUACAAGGGCCCGUGGCGCGCGCCGCUGGUGUCGAACCCCAACUACCGCGGUCGCUGGAGCCCGCGCCGCAUACGCAACCCGCACUACUUCCGCGACGACACGCCCUUCCGGAUGACGCCCGUCCAUGCCGUGGGCUUCGAGCUGUGGUCCAUGUCACCGAUGCUGUUGUUCGACAAUAUCAUCAUCACCGACGACGAACGAGUAGCCGAGGAAUGGGCCAAGCAGAGCUAUGCUAUCAAACGGGCUAAGCUCACUAGUGACUCGGAGUCGCUGGUGGAGCGCGUGCUGAAGUACUCGGGUGAGAACCCCUGGGUAUACGGCGUGGUCAUCGUCGGCAGCUUCAUUCUUGUCGGUUUCGUCGCCUACAUGUGCUGCAUGCCUAAGACUGAUACAGAUUCGAUUACCAAGAAGACAGACGCAGUCGUAGAUGACGAUCCGCAGCAGUCUGAGGGUGAAGUCGAGGUUGAGGGGGAGUCGCAGGAGGGUGAAGCGGAAGCGGAAGGAGAAGGGGAAAUUGCAGACAGGCGGAGCAAGACAGGCUUAGAGGGACAUGAGAAUAAAGAGACAACUCCACAUGUAGACACAGAGGGCGCCGGUGAUGGCCAAAGGAAAAGAAAGCCUCGCAAGGAGUAAGUGGAGAAGGUGUGAGAUAGAUAUAAUUAAUUACUGUUAGUUAGAGCGAGACAACUGAAUGUGUAUGAGCGAAGGAUAGAUACAAUCUUCUUAUUUACUCUUCCUUACCACCAUGUAUUCUUGUAUCCUGUUAGUUAAAUAGUAAAUUUAUUCAUACAUUAACAUAUGCUUUGGCCUUUUUUGUUUUCCGCCAAUAUUAUCUUAAAAUUGUUUUGUUAAAUAAAAGUUGAUUGCACUGGAUAAUUGUUCUAAGGCAUUUUUAUAAAUAUAAUGUACCAUAUUUGUUCACACUAGCUUCACAUUUAUUCACCAAAGAUAUAUUUGGAGUUCUAACUCGCCGCUCGAACAAAAAACUUUGCAGUUUUCGUUUGUUUUUAUUCUUUAAGAUUUAUGAAUAUAUUAUAAUAAUUUAUUGUAAUAAACUCUCGUAUGUUGUUAGAUAUUUUUGGUCUUUCGCAAUUCCUGAAGCAUUUGUAUGUAUUUAAAUAUUCUAGUAUAGUAUGUGUGGGACAUAUAUAAUAUAUAAUUGAAUAAAGUAGAUGUACUGUUUCAAUUUAAUUUGUAUCAAUGCAAACAAACAUUAAAUUAAAAAUUAAAAAAACAUUUUUUUUUUCUUUUAAUCAAUAAUAAAAAAAAAUAUAAGUUUUAAUUAAAACUUUUAAAUCAGUGCUCUUAAGAAUACGAUUAUUUAAAAGAAUAUUUUUAAUUGUAGUUGCGAAAAAUAGACUUUAUAUUAAUGGUAAUGAUUAUUUUUUGUAUUGUCUUGAAUGAAACUUCAAAAAACGCUAUAAUUCAAUUCCAUACGAAAAAUAAAUUAUGUUAACAUAAAUAAUCAAGUCCGCAAAAAGAUUUGUUUACAAUUGUUACAAAUUAUUAUGAAACAAUUAUAGGUAUAUUUGUGAGUUUAAUAACUAGUAACUAUUAUUUAUUAUAUAGAAGCACUUUAUCAUAAAACAUAAUAUGUAUCUUUAAUAAAUUGUACUAAUUCGGUCUCUCUCAUGCUUAUAUAUCAACUGUCGGUACUAAAUAUUUUUGUUAAAAAUAAAUUUUUUCCAUUUUUAUAUCAGUAUUCAAAAAUAACGUGCAGCAAUAACGUUUUUAAUAAUUAAAUUUAACUUCUCGUUUACCAAUCUCAUUGCCUUGUCUUUGCACUUGUCACCGAUGACUUUUUUAUAUACUUGACAUAUUACUAUGUAAUUAAAAAUAAGUGUCGCAUUUUUUACAUUUUAAUAACAUAAAAAAUAUAAUCUAGAUAAAACAGAUGACAUACAAAUAUAUUUAUGAUGAAAUAGUAAAAAAUUUUUUGCCAUAGCAAUGAUACUUUAAACAAUAUUGGGGUGUGACGUCAGUGUUAGUAUUAUUAUUAGUUGAAUUUUAAUUAUAUUGAUUUAUGAUUUCUUUUAUUUAAAAGUUAUAAAUCUCUUACAGUAAAAAUUGAUUCAUUUGUUUAUGAGGCUGAUGUCAUGUUUCCACCCUUUAAGUACUUGAGAGGGCAGAUUAUGAACUGUAAUUUAUGUAAUAAUAAAUAAAUAUUUCUAUAACCUGU
This is a messenger RNA of Nymphalis io (European peacock), 3465 nucleotides long. RefSeq names its product calnexin-like (gene Cnx99A). NCBI's taxonomy places the organism in Eukaryota, Metazoa, Arthropoda, Insecta, Lepidoptera, Nymphalidae. The transcript has 13 exons. Gene Ontology annotation, cellular component: endoplasmic reticulum; endoplasmic reticulum membrane. Gene Ontology annotation, molecular function: calcium ion binding. The record is from RefSeq and is a predicted model, not a curated record. Bases 195 to 1919 code for a protein of 574 amino acids. Gene Ontology annotation, biological process: protein folding.